Molecule: messenger RNA, 3008 nt
Organism: Lepisosteus oculatus (spotted gar)
Lineage: Eukaryota; Metazoa; Chordata; Actinopteri; Semionotiformes; Lepisosteidae
Gene: impact
Product: impact RWD domain protein
Biological process (GO): regulation of translational initiation; GCN2-mediated signaling
Cellular component (GO): cytoplasm
Molecular function (GO): protein binding
Source: RefSeq, a predicted model, not a curated record
UAAAAAUAGGUUUCCGAUUCUUUGCAGCUGCAGCUUAGACCAGUCUGUCUGUGUGUAACUUUAGUGAGGUAGUGGAGUAGUUGCAGAAAGUGAGCAUCUGGUCUAAGUUCACACCUGAGAGGGUGAUUGAACACUUUUGUUUACACACCUCGACACCCUGUCAGUCUUGUUGCCUGAAUUGCUGCUUUCAGUUUCCAGAGCAACUGGAGAAAACAUGAAUGAAUGGCUGCUUCUGCAGUUAAUGUAGGGGACGAUCUCCAGGCUCAAAUCGACGAGAUUGAAGCACUUUCCUCAAUAUAUGGAGACGACUGGUGUGUUAUUGAUGAAGCCUCGAGAAUUUUCUGUAUAAAAAUCUCAGAUAAUCAAGAACACCCAAAAUGGACACUAUGCUUGCAGGUUGUUCUUCCUCCAGAGUAUCCAACUGCUGCACCUCCUAUGUAUCAGCUGAACGCUCCUUGGCUCAGAGGACCUGAGAGAAUGGAGCUUUCGAACAGCCUAGAAGAACUAUAUGCAGAGAACCUUGGGGAGAGCAUCCUUUAUCUGUGGGUGGAGAGAAUCAGGGAAUUCCUUGUGGAAAAAUCACAUUCUGCUGACUCAGCAGAUGGCCUUCCACUGACAAAGACGACAGAGGAGGUGGAUGAUGACCUUGAGGAUGAGUUCAUUCGGGAAUAUAACUUACUGAAGCUGAGCUCAGAGCAGAACUCUGUGCAAAUUUUCAGUAAAGAUACUGGAGAUGAAGAGCUGCCUCCAAUUAAACAUGGUGAACCAGUGACUGACAGGCGUAGUACCUUCCAGGCACAUUUAGCUCCAGUUGUGACACUCAAACAGGUGAAAAUGGUCCUGAGUAAACUUCAUGAAAAUAAGAAGAUUGGAAAUGCCACCCACAAUAUUUAUGCUUACAGAAUAUACUGUGAAGACAAGCAGACUUUCAUACAAGAUUGUGAAGAUGAUGGCGAAACGGCAGCAGGAGGAAGACUGCUUCAUCUGCUGCAGAUUUUAGAUGUGCGCAAUGUGAUGGUGGUUGUGUCCAGAUGGUAUGGAGGGAUUCUCCUUGGUCCAGACCGUUUCAAGCACAUCAACAACUGUGCCAGGAACAUACUCGUGGAUGAAAACUACACCGAGUCAGGGGGUGAGGACAUAGAGGGGGAGCAGUCCUACAAGUACUUAGGGGUACACCUGGAUGAUAAGCUGGAGUGGUCUGUUAACACUGACAUCCUGCACAAGAAAGGAUGACUCAGCCAAAGCAGGAGGAAAAAGCAAAAAACAACGGAACAAAAAGGGAAGAUGAAGAAUAGAACCGAACACACUAUUUGCUACGAGAGACAAUUUUCCGUUUUACCACUUGAAGAAAUGACCUCACAUCUUUACCUUGAAUGAGAAGUUAAAUUAUUCAGUAAUGUAAGGCAUCAGCCUUAAAUUCCAUGUUAUUUGCACUUGUAUUGUUGUAUUUUCUUGUCAACACCAGCCUUAAUCCGAGAUAGAUGCUUUUUGAAUUCGGAAGACAUCUGCUGUGGAAAAAGAGCUAAGAUCAUUUUUAUCUUAAAGAAACUGUCUCCAAGAAUAAACUGUACUUCACUUUAAGCAAUUAGUAUGUUGUGAAAUACAAAUGGAAAGAAACCUGAAAGGUGCUUUGUAUUCUUAUCAAGUUUGGUUGGCAGAAAACAUUAUCCAAGAUGACUUACUAAGGCAUGCUUAUUCUAAUUAUUUCAAAAUUUACCAAAGAAAUAAAAAAAAUAUUAGAAAAAGUAAAUUUAAUAGCUUAACAAUUAAUAACUAAAUAAUUUGUUCACAUAGUCAUACAUCAGUUAUCUCUUUCUCACUCUAUUUUGAUAAACGUAAUAUUUUAUUUAGUAAUAUUAUGACAUAUUAUAUCAAGAUAGAAAAUUGAAUAGCUGUUUCUUUCUAAGUUCUCUGAUUUCAUGUGUUUUUAUGAGUUUUCAGUUUUGAGUUUCCAUUUUUUUUGUGUCAGCAUUUUGAAGAUCCACGGAUGUAAUCUUUGACCAAACAAGCCUAGACAUAAGUAACAAGUAUCCUUGUUUCAUGGUUUCAAGCUCAACCACUUCAAAUUCUGGUACAGCUUAUGCAUAAUUCAUAUGGGCAAAAAUGAAGAGUCUGAAUGUUAAAAAUUACACUUAAUUUCUGCAUUCUGUCGUUUAACUUAAAAAUCAGAUGCACAUUUGAAAUAUAAAGUGUUAAAGGACAUGCAUUUUUCAUUAUUAUUUUAUUUCAUUUUCCUUUUAUUCUUAGAUGGUUUUGCGCACUUGUCAAUAAUUCCAGUUCUGAAGAGAAACUACUAAGAACAGCAUUACAUGUAUUAUUGUGGAAGGCUAUGAAACGCUUUUGCGUUAUUGAUCUCAUAACAUGUUGCAAUAUGGAGGCCUGGGCCAUAGUAUUGUUGUAUUGUCCUCUCUAUAUCACUUUCCUGUAUGUAAGCAAAUAGUAUUUGUUCUUAAGAAUAAAUGUAUCAUUUCUGUAGCAGAGGUUAAACGUUUAAGCAAGGAAGUUAAGUAGUACUAGAGAUACUAUAUUACUACUUAUAUAAAAAAGUAUACUUCCACUAUAUAUCUUUCUCAGAUAUUAGUGCUUUUUUAUUAUUUGCAUUUUAAGGUUUUACAAGACUUAUAGCACUUUCCUGAUGCCCCCACCACAUCAUUAUCUGAUUAUCUGUUCAUUGAGUAAAAUGUGGCCCUAAAACAGGAAUAAGAGCCUAUCAGAAUAAAAGCAUGCUUAGUUUCCUGUGUUGUUAGUUUUGAUGCAUACAGAAAAAAUAGCACCUGUAAUGGAUAUUAAAAUCCGUAAGCUGACCAGAUACAGUGGUCAGCUUCCAGUAUUGUCAGGAGGAUGCUUAUGGAACUAAGAUGACGAUAUCUCUAUGUAUCUGGGCGAAUAUCUCUGCAUAAUGUGUUCUUGUUUUCUUAAAAAAAGAAAACUUCUAUCUGUGCAUUUUAUCGAUUAAGAAAAAUUGAUUUAUGUUAUAACUUUUCUGUGUAUUAAAUCUACUGCAUGUA